AUGGAGAUAAAACCUCCAGUUUUUGUGAACGCCGUUCCCCCGUAUGGGCAUGUUAUUGCCAACGAGAAGUGGCGAGGCUCUGUCCUCGUGCAAAGUUUGAAAGGUACAGUAGCGAAGUCGCUUACCAAAGUUACCGGAUACAGUAGCUAAGGCAACUAUUAUAUUAACUAACCUGUGGCUAAGUGUUGGCUAGCCAACGUUAGAUAGUUAACAUUGUAAACAAAAAAACAACUUAGCGUGUAGUUAGCCAGCUAACGUUAGUUAGUUCAGCCCAUGAAGCCCAACUUCAGUCAGUCUGUCUUUACUUUAUUAGUUACACGUCAGUGAAAUUACGUUACAUUACAACUGAAAUACAUUUACAUUUUACAGACAAGUUAAGACAAACAAUCGAUACACCACUAGCUAACGUUACCAGUAGGAACAAACAAUCGGUACUACCGGCAGGCACCCCAUUGUUAACGCACAAUGUCCCUCCAUGUCUGUUUAACAGAAGACAUGAUUAUUAGCUAGUAAAUACUGAGUGAUUAAAUAAAGUAUCUUCUCGUUUGUUACAUUCUGAACAUGGUGUCGUUGAAUUCCUGACUUUCAGGAACUGGAAGUGUGAAAACAAUAUAUGAAGAAGAACUUGGCGUGGUGGACUUUCAUCUAUCUAACAAGAGCUGUAUCUUGUAUGUCUCUGAAACUGACAUUGUGGCUGGAAACAACUACAAAAGAAAACUUGUGCGGUUUAGAAAUGUAAGUCUACCUUUAGGUGUUUUGCACUACACUACUACUACACACUUGAUUAUGCUGAUACAUCCUAAAGCAUAAUCCAGUUCACAUAGCCACUGUUGAUUGUAAAGCUGAACUAUUGAUAUAUAAUAUUUUUAUGUACAUGCUACAUCUUCAAUUUUUCCUUGGUGAUGUUCUAAUCAUUUCUCCCUCUCUGUUACAGGCCAACAGCAGCCUCCAGGGCAUAGUGGUGGUGGAGAAGACCCGGCUCAGCGAACAGUACUUUUCUGCCAUGCAGAAGUUUGUGGUGUUUGAGCUUGGCCUGACACUGCUACCUGUUGCCAGCCAGCUAGAAGCCUCCCAGCUACUCACACAGAUAGUAAGUCAUACUUUCACACAAGAGAAAACGACUGAAGAGUUUUGUUUAGCAUUGUCACUUCACAAAUAUUUUCCUGGUUACAUAAAUAUGUGUUAAACUAAAACUGGCAUACAGCCAUUUAGAACUCAAUAAAUGAAAUUGUAUUUGUCACAUGGGGCGAAUACAACAGGUGUAGACUUAACAAUGAAAUGCUUGCUUACGAGCCAUUCCCAAGGAUGCAGAGUUAAAAAAUAAUUUAAAAAAUAGUCUAACCAUGCAUGAUGAUGAUGAUGAUGAUUGACUGAUGAGUUGUGUCCUCUGCAGGUGCACGGAGAAAGUAAAGACAACCCGUUCCGCAGGAGGAGUGUGUCUCGGCUGCUAGACCCCCUGGUCAUGUCCCUGGUUCAGCAAAUCCCUGGGGUAGGGAAGGUCAAAGCCAUGGCCCUGCUCCAGCACUACUCAAGUAUCCACCAGCUGUGCAACGCAGGAACGCAUGAACUGGAACACAUCGUUGGCCAGGCCACGGCUCAUCACAUACACCACUUCUUCCACAACCCAUUGGUCUGA
Coregonus sp. 'balchen' is the source of this 1636-nucleotide messenger RNA. The record is from the annotation of a GenBank genome assembly. NCBI's taxonomy places the organism in Eukaryota, Metazoa, Chordata, Actinopteri, Salmoniformes, Salmonidae.